AUGCACCGUUUCACAGGCGGGCUGCAGGCCCGGCAACUCAACAUGACCAGUAGACCGGGAGGCCACCCGGCCGUGUUCUCAUACACGGCUCGAUUCACUGGUUUGAGCCGACCCGUCGCCACCGCAACGAACAGCUGGCUGGCACCUCACCUGCCCGAGUCAAUAGCGCAACUGCCCUAUUGUUCAGUACUCUCGACGCAGUUAAUCCAGCCCGGACCCGUUCAUGUUCACAUUCACCUGUGCUGA
This is a messenger RNA of Purpureocillium lilacinum, 246 nucleotides long. NCBI's taxonomy places the organism in Eukaryota, Fungi, Ascomycota, Sordariomycetes, Hypocreales, Ophiocordycipitaceae. The record is from RefSeq and is a predicted model, not a curated record.